This is a messenger RNA of Clunio marinus, 11612 nucleotides long. The record is from the annotation of a GenBank genome assembly. NCBI's taxonomy places the organism in Eukaryota, Metazoa, Arthropoda, Insecta, Diptera, Chironomidae.
AUGAAGCGGUUUUCGGCAGCCAUAACGCUGUGGCUCGCCGCUGUAGCUGUAAUUUCACAAAUUAACGCAGAGGAACUCUUUUCCUGUCCUCAUGGUUGGGAAUAUCAAGGAUUAAACUGCUACAAGUACUUCAAUAUUAAACUAUCAUGGGAGAAAGCAGCUGAACUUUGUCGGAGAUAUGGUGCCGAGCUAGUUGCUGUCGAUUCGUAUGCUGAAAAUAAUGCAACGUUGGCCAUUGCAGCAAACGCUGAAGCUAGUCGUAGAACGUCUGACAAAUAUUGGUUGGGUCUUGCAUCGCUCGAUGAUUUGAGAACUAACACAUUAGAGUCAGCAUCGGGAGCCCUCGUGUCUCAAUACUCAGGUUUUUGGGCUUUGAAUCAGCCAGAUCCGUUAGCUGGAGAAUGUGUUGCAGUUUCCAGUCACAGUGCCAUUCAAUCUUGGGAGUUAGGAACUUGCGAAAGUUUAUUGCCAUUCAUGUGCAAAGCACCAGCAUGUCCGUCAAAUUCAAUUCAUUGUUCCAAUGGAAAAUGUGUCAAUCAAGCUUUUAAGUGUGACGGCUCCGAUGAUUGUGGCGACGGAAGUGAUGAAUUGGAUUGCCCUCAAUCAUGUCACUUCUGGAUGCAAUCAGGUGGCGAUGUUAUUGAAUCACCAAACUUCCCGCAAAAAUACGGCGCAUUAUCGAAAUGUAAAUGGACAUUGGAAGGUCCACAAGGCAGCAACAUAAUUUUGCAAUUCCAAGAGUUUGACACAGAGAAGACUUUUGAUACUGUUCAGAUUCUUGUUGGUGGACGUACCGAAGAGAAAUCAGUGUCUUUGGCAACAAUUUCCGGUAAGCAACCUGAUCUGACGAAUCAACCAUACGUGACAGCAUCAAAUUUCAUGAUUGUGAAGUUUACAUCAGACGGAGGUGUAGAGAGAAAAGGUUUUCGCGCAACGUGGAAGACGGAACCACAAAACUGUGGUGGAACUUUACGUUCCACUGUGCAAGGUCAAAUAUUGACAAGUCCGGGAUAUCCCAAGAAUUAUCCUGGUGGACUUGAAUGUCUCUACAUAAUCGAAGCACAAGCUGGAAAAAUCAUUUCAUUAGAAAUUCAAGAUCUUGACGUUAAUCAUGAACGAGACUAUUUGUUGAUUCGCGAUGGAAGUUCUCCAAUGAGUAAACCUAUUGCUAAGUUAACUGGUCAAGCCAAGGACAAUGUAAAAGUUGUAAUAUCAACUGGCAAUAAAUUAUAUCUUUACUUCAAAUCAAGUCUCGGAGAUUCCAAAAAAGGUUUCAGCAUUCGUUACACUCAAGGAUGUAAAGCAACAAUCAAUGCUAGAAAUGGAACUGUCAGUUCACCAGCCUUUGGCUUGGAUGAUUAUCCAAAUAACCAAGAAUGCUUGUUUAAGAUUCAAAAUCCCGCUGGAGGUCCACUCUCACUUCGAUUCGAUGAGUUUAAAGUUCAUCCAAGUGAUUUUGUUCAAAUUUAUGAUGGAUCAACAACUAAUGGAUUGAGAUUACAUUCUGGUAAUGGCUUCACUGGGUCACAAAUACCAAAACUAACUUUGACAGCAUCAUCAGGAGAAAUUCUUGUUAAAUUCACUUCUGAUUCUUUGCACAGUUCCAAAGGAUUUUCAGCAACAUUUUCAGCCGAUUGUCCCGAUCUUAAACCAGGUGCUGGUGCUUUAGCUUCCAACCGAGAUACAGCUUUCGGCACAAAUGUUCAAUUCACUUGUCCCCUUGGACAGGAAUUUGCUACUGGAAAAAACAAAAUCUCGACUGUUUGUCAGAAAGGUGGAGUUUGGAGUUUAGAUUACAUUCCAAAAUGUCAAGAAGUGUAUUGUGGACCAGUACCACAGAUUGACAAUGGAUUCUCUAUUGGAUCAACAAAUGUAACAUUCCGAGGUGUUGCUAUGUACCAAUGUUAUGCUGGAUUUGCUUUUCCAACUGGCAAUGCAAUUGAAAAGAUUUCCUGCUUAUCUGAUGGCAGAUGGGAACGAACGCCAUCAUGUUUAGCAUCACAAUGUCCAUCAUUAGCUGAAGUCGCACAUGCAAAUGUUACGUUAUUGAACGGCGGUGGUCGAAGUUAUGGAACAAUUAUUCGUUUUGAAUGUGAACCGGGUUACGAACGUCAUGGAUUGCCAGUUUUGAUUUGCAUGUCAAAUGGAACGUGGAGUAGUGAAGUCCCAACAUGUACACGCAAACGUUGUUAUACAUUCCCAAGCGUUAAAAAUGGAUUCAUUGUUGACACGACACGCCAAUAUUUCUAUGGUGAUGAGGCUCGAGUUCAGUGCUACAAGGGAUUCAAGCUCAAUGGUACAAACAUUAUUAAAUGUGACACUGAUCAGUCAUUCCGUAAUCCGCCUACAUGCGAUGAUAUUAAUGAAUGUAGCACAUCGCAAUGCGAUUUAGCUUCAACUGAAUGCAUGAACACACCUGGAUCGUUCUUCUGUCAAUGUAAAAAAGGUUUUGCACCCACAAAUGAAUGUAGGCCCGUAACUGACUUGGGAUUGUCGACUGGUGGUGUCCCCGAUGACAGCAUCAUUGUCUCAUCGACUGAAGAUGGAUAUAACAAAAAUAUGAUUCGACUUAAUUCUCUUGGAUGGUGCGGAGCUUCACUUGAACCUGGUCAGAAUUGGGUUUUAGUUGAUUUAAAAGCACCAACUUUGAUUCGUGGUUUCCGAACAAUGCAUGUACAACGGCUCGAUGGGACUGUCGCUUUUUCAUCUGCAAUUCGUCUCCAAUACACAGAUGAUUUGACAGAUGUUUUCAAGAACUACGCUAAUCCCGAUGGCACUGCUGUUGAGUUUAGAAUUCUUGAGCCAACAUUAUCCAUUUUGAAUCUUCCAAUUCCAAUUGAAGCCCGUUACAUUCGAUUCAAGAUUCAAGAUUUCUCAGUUGCACCAUGUUUGAAACUUGAAGUCAUGGGAUGUACACGACUCGAUUGUGUUGACACUAAUGAAUGUGCUAAAGAGAAUGGCGGUUGUGACCAGAAAUGCGUCAAUUCACCUGGAAGUUUUUCAUGUUCUUGUAAUGCCGGUUAUCAACUUUACGCAGAGAACGGAACUGCUGGAUUUGCAAUAGAAAAAUCUGAAAGUGGGGCGAAAGACGGCGACACUUAUCAACUCAAUAAAUCUUGUGUUCCUGUUCGUUGUCCCGAUCUUGAAGCGCCUGAAAAUGGUCAAUUGCUGUCAAGUAAACUUCAACAUAACUUUGGUGAUCUGAUUCGUUUCCAAUGUAACUUUGGCUACAUCAUGUCCGGCAGUUCUUCACUUCUCUGCAUGUCAAAUGGAAAAUGGAAUUCAACAGUUCCCGAAUGCAUGUAUGCCAAAUGCGUUUCACUUCCCGAUGACAAGAAUGAGGGCCUUACGGUUUUGAGAACUGACCAGGAAAGCAUUUUGGUGCCUUUUAAGGAAAACGUAACAAUAACUUGUAACUCACCUGGAAGACGGUUACGAAAUACUGCGUCAUCUUCAUUCAGACAAUGUGUUUAUGAUCCCAAAAUUGGACUUCCCGACUAUUGGCUUUCUGGUCAGCAACCAUCAUGUCCUAGAACUGAUUGUGGUUUACCGGUUCCAACACCUGGUGCCGAAUAUGGACAAUACGCUGACACAAAAUAUCAAAGUUCUUUCUUCUUUGGAUGUCAAAACACUUUCAAGUUAGCUGGUCAAACAUCUCGUAAUGACAACGUUGUCAGAUGUCAAGAAGAUGGUGUUUGGGAUUUCGGAGAUUUACGAUGUGAAGGUCCAGUGUGUGAAGAUCCUGGCAGACCUUAUGAUGGAUUCCAAAUUGCAAAGAGUUAUGAACAAGGCUCGGAAGUUACAUUUGGUUGUGCACGACCUGGUUAUAUUCUCAUCAAUCCAAGACCAAUAACUUGUGUUCGACAACCAGAAUGCAAAGUAAUUCGACCGUUGGGAUUAGCUUCAGGAAGAAUCCCAGACAGUGCCAUCAACGCUACAUCUGAACGACCAAACUACGAAGCUAAAAACAUUCGCUUGAAUUCAGUGACUGGUUGGGGUGGCAAACAAGAAGCUUUCACUUAUGUUAGUGUUGACAUGGGCAAAGUUUAUCGUGUCAAAGCAAUUUUAGUUAAAGGUGUUGUGACAAAUGACAUUGUUGGACGACCAACAGAAAUUCGUUUCUUCUACAAGCAAUCGGAAAGUGAAAAUUAUGUGGUUUACUUCCCCAAUUUUAAUCUAACUAUGCGUGAUCCUGGAAAUUAUGGUGAACUUGCGAUGAUCACAUUACCGAAAUAUGUUCAAGCGAGAUUUGUCAUUCUUGGAAUUGUUUCUUACAUGGAUAAUGCUUGUCUUAAAUUUGAAUUGAUGGGUUGUGAUGAACCAGAAAAGGAGCCAACACUUGGAUAUGAUUAUGGAUAUUCACCAUGUGUUGACAAUGAACCGCCAAUCUUCCAGAACUGCCCACAACAACCAAUCGUUGUGAAACGAGAUGAAAAUGGCGCAGUGAUGGCUGUGAACUUUACCGAACCAACAGCAAUCGACAAUUCUGGUUCAAUUGCACGUUUAGAAGUGAAACCUCAAAGUUUCAAGAGUCCAUCUUACAUUUUUCAAGAUACUGUUGUGAAAUACGUUGCAUUCGAUCAUGACGGUAACGUUGCCAUUUGUGAGAUUAACAUAACAGUGCCUGAUGUAACGCCACCACUACUCAGUUGUCCCCAAAGUUAUGUCAUUGAAUUAGUCGAGAAACAAAGCAAUUACAUGGUAAACUUUAAUGAAACUAGAAAGCAGAUCAAGACGUCCGAUGAAUCAGGAGAAGUUCGCUUGACAUUCAUUCCCGAACGUGCAAAUAUUGUGAUUGGAACUUUUGAGAAUGUUACCGUUAUGGCGACAGACAAGUUUGGCAACAAAGCAAUGUGUCAUUUCCAAGUUUCUGUUCUUCCAACUCCAUGUGUUGAUUGGGAACUUCAACCACCGGCAAAUGGACAAAUUAAUUGCUUGAAGAAUAAGAAGAUGGGCGUUGAUUGUAUUGCUACUUGCAAAACUGGCUUCCGUUUUACUGACGGCGAAGCAAUAAAAUCAUUUGGAUGUGAAGCGCAACGUCUGUGGAAACCAACAUCGGUCGUGCCUGAUUGCGUAUCAGAAAACACUCAACAAGCUGAUUAUCAUGUCACCACAUCCAUGACAUAUCGAGCUAACGGUGUUGUGGCUUCAACGUGUUUGAACGCAUAUCAAGAUAAAUUGGCACAACAUUAUGGAAAUUUAAAUCAACUACUUUCAUCACGUUGUUCUGCGGUUAAUGUCAAUAUGAAUGUUUCAUUUGUCAAGUCGAUUCCUUCCCUCUUGGAAGAAAAUGUCGUGAAAAUUGAUUUCGUUUUGGUCAUCAUUCCAGCUAUUAAACAACCACAAUUGUUUGAAUUUUGUGGAUCUUCCUUAAACUUGAUCUUUGAUUUGAGUGUUCCAUCAGCAAGUGCUGUAAUAGAGCCAUUGUUGAAUGUGUCAAGCAUCGGCAAUCAAUGUCCACCACUUCGUGCUUUAAGAAGCACAAUUUCCCGUGGAUUCACAUGUAGUGUUGGCGAAGUUCUUAAUAUGGAUACAACUGACGUUCCACGUUGUUUGCACUGUCCAGCUGGUACAUUUGCUGGUGAAAAUCAAAAUUCAUGCACAUAUUGUCCACGUGGCUUCUAUCAAAAUCGUGAUCGACAAGGACAAUGCAUUAAAUGUCCAGCAGGAACUUACACAAAAGAAGAAGGUUCUAAAGCAAUACAAGCUUGUAUCCCUGUUUGUGGUUUCGGAACUUAUUCGCCAACUGGUCUCGUACCUUGCUUGGAAUGUCCACGCAAUUCUUACACUGCUGAACCACCGACUGGCGGAUUCAAAGAUUGUCAAGCAUGUCCAUCGAACUUUUACACAUUCCAACCAUCAGCUGCAGGAAAGCACAAAUGUCGAUCGAAGUGUGUACCAGGAACUUAUUCAUCAACUGGCUUAGCGCCUUGUUCUCCAUGUCCACAAAACUUCUAUCAGAAUCUUCCUGGUAUGUCAACAUGUAAUGAAUGCCCGACAAAUAUGAAAACUGACAACAUUGGAUCAACUGGUCGAGAAGAAUGUAAAGCAGUGACUUGUGGUGAUAACGCAUGUCAACAUGGUGGUCUUUGUGUUCCUAUGGGACAUGGCAUUCAAUGCUUCUGUCCAGCUGGUUUUACAGGUCGUCGAUGUGAAACUGACAUUGAUGAAUGUUCAUCUCAACCAUGCUUUAAUGGUGGUGUUUGCAAAGAUUUACCACAAGGAUAUAAAUGUGAAUGUGCUGCUGGUUACACUGGAAUUAAUUGUCAGGAAGAGAAAUCAGAUUGUCGUAAUGACACAUGCCCAGCUAGAGCCAUGUGUAAAGACGAACCAGGAAGAGGAAACUUCACAUGUCUAUGUCGAAGUGGAUAUACUGGUGGAAAUUGUGAUGUGACCAUUGAUCCAUGUACAGCCAAUGGUAAUCCAUGUGGAAAUGGUGCAUCAUGUACGGCAUUGCAACAAGGUCGAUUCAAAUGCGAUUGUGUACCAGGUUGGGAAGGUCAAACAUGUCAAAUAAACACCAACGAUUGUGCUGAGAAUCCUUGUCUCUUGGGUGCCAAUUGUACUGAUUUAGUGAAUGAUUUCGUCUGUUCAUGUCCACCAGGCUUCACUGGAAAGCGAUGUCAAGAGAAAAUUGAUUUAUGUUUAUCGGAACCAUGCAAACAUGGAACCUGUGUCGAUCGCUUGUAUGCACAUGAAUGUGUUUGUCAUCCAGGAUGGACUGGAAAAUCUUGCGACAUCAACAUCAAUGAUUGUGCUAUUGAACCAUGCGAGAAUGAUGGAAUUUGUAUCGACUUAGUUGACGGUUAUCAAUGCAAUUGUGAUGCUGGAUAUACUGGAAAGAACUGUCAACAUCACAUUGAUGAUUGUGCAAGCAAUCCAUGUCAAAAUGGUGCAACAUGCCUUGAUCAACUUGAAGGCUUCACUUGUAAAUGUCGUCCAGGAUUUGUUGGACUUCAAUGUGAAGCUGAAAUCGAUGAAUGUUUAAGUGAUCCUUGCAAUCCAACUGGAACUGAAAGAUGUUUAGAUUUGGAUAAUAAAUUCUCUUGCGUGUGUCGAGACGGCUACACAGGUGAAAUGUGUGAGACUGACAUUGAUGAUUGUGAAACUGCACCAUGCUUAAAUGGUGGCAUUUGUGGUGAUCGUGUUGGAUCUUACGAAUGUUCAUGCCCUGAUGGAUGGGCUGGAAAAAGAUGCGAACAAGAAGUUGCAAUGUGUUCAAUUCAACAACCGUGUCAAAAUGAUGCUGCUUGUAUUGAUUUGUUCCAAGAUUUCUUCUGUGUUUGUCCAAGUGGAACUGAUGGAAAGCAAUGUGAAACCGCACCAGAAAGAUGCAUUGGAAAUCCUUGUAUGCACAAUGGAAAGUGUCGAGAUUUUGGAAGUGGAUUGAACUGUUCAUGUUCUGAUGACUACACCGGUGUUGGAUGUCAAUAUGAAUUUGAUGCUUGUGAGAAUAACGUUUGUCAAAAUGGUGCAUCAUGCGUUGACAAUGGCAUUGGUUACACUUGCAAAUGUCCACCUGGAUUCACCGGCAAGAAUUGUGAAGAUGAUAUCGUUGACUGUAAAGAUAAUUCAUGUCCACCUGGUGCAACAUGCAUCGAUUUAACUGAGAAAUUCUAUUGUCAAUGUCCAUUUAAUCUCACUGGCGAUGAUUGCAGAAAAACAAUUCAAGUUGAUUAUGAUUUGUACUUCAGCGAUUCGUCACGAUCAACAGCAGCUCAAGUCGUUCCUUUCCACACAAGCGAAACUGAUAGUUUGACAAUUGCUUUGUGGGUACAAUUUGCACAGAAAGAUGAUACUGGAAUUUAUUUCACACUUUACGAAGUUGGAUCGCCACAUGUUCCAACUAAACGUCGAUUAAUGUUACAAGCACAUUCGAGUGGAAUUCAAGUUUCACUCUUCCCUGACAUCCAAGACGCUUUUCUAUCAUUUAAAGAGUACACUUUGAUUAAUGAUGGUCAAUGGCAUCAUGUCGCUGUUGUAUGGAAUGGAAAGAAUGGACAUUUGAUGUUAAUAACUGAAGGCUUAAUUGCAAGCAAAGCAGAAUAUGGAAUGGGAAAGACAUUACCACAAUAUGCAUGGGCUGUGUUAGGAGUGCCACAACCAGAAGAAGAUGAUCAAGGUCUUGCUCUUACCUACACUGAAGCUGGUUUCCAAGGCCGCAUUACAAAAGCACAAAUAUGGGGACGUGCCUUAGACACAACAUCAGAAAUUCAAAAGCAAGUUCGUGACUGUCGAAGUGAACCAGUUUUAUACAAUGGUUUGAUUCUCAAUUGGGCUGGUUAUGAGAUUACAUCUGGUGGUGUUGAACGUUCUGUUCCAUCAUCAUGUGGAUUAAGAAAAUGUCCAUCAGGCUAUUCAGGAUCUCAAUGCAAGCAACUUGAAGCUGAUAAAGAAGCACCACGUGUUGAAUAUUGUCCAGGAGAUUUGUGGAUUAUCGCAAGAAAUGGUUCAGCAGUUGUCAAUUGGGAUGAACCUCAUUUUAGUGACAAUGUUGGUGUUACGAAGAUCAUUGAAAAGAAUGGACAUCGUUCGGGACAAACUCUGCUCUGGGGUGCUUACGAGAUCAGUUACAUUGCAUCAGAUGCUGCUGGAAAUUCAGCUACAUGCAACUUCAAAGUGUCUUUACUCGCAGAAUUCUGUCCACCACUUGCUGACCCUCUUGGUGGUUCACAAAGUUGUAAAGAUUGGGGAGCUGGUGGACAAUUUAAAGUUUGUGAAAUUUCUUGUCAAACAGGCAUGAGAUUUUCUGAACCUGUGCCAGAGUUUUAUACUUGUGGUGCUGAAGGUUUUUGGAGACCCACAAUGGAUCCAUCAAAGCCUUUAGUUUACCCAUCAUGUUCACCAUCAAAACCAGCACAACGUGUCUUCAAGAUUCAAAUGUUGUUCCCAUCUGAUGUGCUUUGUAAUGAAGCUGGACAAGGAGUAUUGAGACAACGCGUUAAGAAUGCUGUCAACUCAUUAAACAGAGAUUGGAACUUCUGCUCUUAUUCAGCUGAAGGUUCAAGAGAAUGCAAAGAUAUCAACAUUAAUGUAAAGUGUGAUCAUUAUCGUGGUAAUAGUCGCAUUAAGAGACAAAAUAAUCGCGAAUCAGAACUUGGUGGCGUUUAUAAUUUGGAAGCUGAAAUUCCAGUUGAACGCAAUGAUGCAUUGGAGCUGAGAAACCGUAAUGGAAGACAACAGAAUGGUGACACUUACACAUUGGAAAUUUCCUUCCCAGCAGUCAACGAUCCAAUUAUUCAUUCAUCAAGUGGUGAACGUUCUUCAGUGAAAGAUCUUCUUCAAAAACUUAUUCUGGAAGAAGAUCAAUUCGAUGUUGAAGACAUCCUUCCAAACACAGUUCCUGACCCAGCAUCACUCUUUCUUUCAUCUGAAUAUGCUUGUCCGAUUGGUCAAGUUGCAGUGAUUCCCGAUUGUGUGCCAUGUGCUGUUGGAACAUUCUAUGAAGUUUCCAAUAAGACUUGUGUUCAUUGUCCACGUGGAACUUAUCAAUCUGAAACGGGUCAAACACAAUGUACAAAAUGUCCAAAUAUUUCUGGACGACCUGGUGUGACUAUUGGUUCAGGUGCACGUUCCGCUGGAGAUUGUAAGGAAAGAUGCCCUGCUGGAAAGUAUCUCGACUCAGACACCGGCCUUUGUCGAUCAUGUGGUCAUGGAUUCUUCCAACCAAAUGAAGGUUCCUUCAACUGUGAAAUUUGUGGAUUGGGACAGACAACGAGAUCAACUGAAGCUAAAUCGCGUGGUGAGUGUCGUGACGAAUGUACAUCAGGUAUGCAACUUGGAGCUGAUGGAAAAUGCGAACCAUGUCCAAAGGGAACUUAUCGUGCUCAAGGCGUUCAACCAGCAUGUCACGCAUGUCCAUUAGGACGAACAACAUUGAAAGUUGGCUCAGCAGCUGUUGAAGAAUGUUCACUUCCAGUUUGUACACCAGGAACGUAUAUUAAUAUGACUAUCAAUGUUUGUAUUGAAUGUCGUAAAGGUUCCUAUCAACCAGAAUCGCAGCAACCUUCUUGCAUUCCAUGCCCACCAAAUCACAGCACUAAAAAUACUGCUGCAACAUCAAAAGCUGAAUGUACAAACCCAUGUGAAACUGCAACAGAAGGUCACCAACAUUGUGAUCCAAAUGCUUAUUGUAUUCUUGUUCCUGAAACCUCAGACUUUAAAUGUGAAUGUAAACCAGGCUUUAAUGGCACAGGCACAGAAUGCACAGAUAUGUGUAAUGGCUUCUGUGAAAACUCAGGACAAUGUGUCAAAGACCUUAAAGGAAAUCCAUCAUGUAGAUGCAAAGGAUCGUUUACCGGUCCAAAGUGUGCUGAACGUUCAGAGUUUGCAUACAUUGCUGGCGGUAUUGCUGCCACAGUUAUCUUUGUUAUUUUCAUCAUCCUACUUAUUUGGAUGAUUUGUGCACGUGCCAGUAAACGAAAAGAUCCAAAGAAAAUGCUUUCACCAGCUGUCGAUCAGACGGGAUCACAAGUGAACUUCUAUUAUGGAGCUCAUACGCCUUAUGCUGAGAGCAUUGCACCGUCUCAUCACAGCACUUAUGCUCAUUAUUACGAUGAUGAAGAGGACGGUUGGGAGAUGCCAAACUUCUAUAAUGAAGGUUACAUGAAAGAAGGAUUACACAGCAAUGGAAAACUUAAUUCUUUAGCAAGAUCUAAUGCUUCACUUUAUGGAACAGCAGGGAAUAAAGAUGAUCUUUAUGAUCGUCUAAAACGACAUGCUUACACUGGCAAGAAAGAGAAAAGUGACAGUGACAGCGAAGGACAGUAGAAAAUGAAUGUAAAAGACUCUAUAGAGAGAUGGAAUCGUUAAAUAAAUAUUUUUAAACUCAAUUAAAUCUGGUCAUGUACACAACUUCUGCUUUUCUUUGCAAGACAUAAACUGAAAGGAACAUCAUUUGCAUAAAAUUAUAUGAAGUUUAAUUUACAUGAAGUUGUCAUGUAAACUUCAAUUCAUUAAUUUUAGUUUUGUAAAGUUUUGACUAUUGAAAGUAGCAUAGUUGAACUAAGAGAUUUGAAAUGUUUCCAAUUUAAAUAUUAUAAUUUGUAAUCAACCGCAAAGUAAUUAAUUACCUGAAUUUAAACUGUUGUCCCAUUUCGUAUAACAUUAAAAUGUGCGAUAUUUACAUUAUUAGCAUCUACUCUCGAUUAAGUUUUCAAGCAUUUAUCAGUAAAAUUUAAUUAGGAGAUUUUCCAUAAUAUCGCACACGAAAGCAUAAGAAAUUUAUUUUUGUUCUUUUAGAUAAGCAAAUUUAAUCUUUAAUUAAAUUUCAAAAUGAAAUGAUUUCAAACAUGUGAAGACAAUCAAUCGUUGGGAUUGUUAUUCACAUAGUUUGAUUUUUAUUUGUCUUGAAAAUGGAAAACAUACUCAUUAAAUUUAUUUAUAAAAUUCUUAAAAGUUGUUCGCUCAUGAAAAAAUAUGUAAUUACUUAUGCUAUAAAACAUAAAACUUAAACAAAGGUUUCAUUUCCAACGAUCAAUUGAAAAUUUAGAACGAGCGAAAUUUACCAUAAAAUAUUUUAUUAGAUGAAAGGAAAUAAGUAAUAACAAAAUUGUUAUUGUAAAGAACUUGUGAAGAUGAAUGAAGGAAAUAAAUUUUAAAAACAAUUAACA